AUGUCUUUGAGCGAAGGUCUUGCACGUUUACGAGCAAUUCGAGGCGGUCAUCGGGCCGUUUUGACGAAAUAUUUGAACGAAUUAAAGGAACUACUCGCUACAGUCGAAAUAUCCGAAGAAUCUCUUAUGCGACUCGACGUUUUAAAGCAACAAAUCGACGGAAAACAAAAGACAUUGAACGAACUCGAUGCGAAAAUAUUAAACGAGAUAAAAAUUGAAGACGUAGAAAAAGAAAUCGAGGAAAUCGAAGCCAUUGUCAUUAAAAUUACCGUAGUAAGGGAACGAAUCGGACGAGCGGGGAAGCAACAUGUGACUCCACAGCAUACAAUUGUCGAAAAUAGUCAAAAUACGAAUGAGUAUGGUGCGGUUGCUAUGGCGACGUUGAGUUCAAAUUUCACGUUAUGUUAGGGCCUGAAUUUCAGGUUACGAGAUUACCAAAAUUAAAACUGCCACAUUUUAAGGGUGACGUGACAAAAUGGAACUCAUUCUGGGAUGGUUUCGAUUCAGCAAUUCACUCGAACGCAGCUCUCAACAAAAUAGAUAAGUACAAUUAUUUAAACUCAUUAUUAGAGGGUCCAGGUAUUAUGUUUCAGCCAUAGAGUUAUUGAAAUCGCGAUUUGGGAAACCACAACAAGUGAUAAGUGCACACAAGGACGAACUUCUUCACCUCCCCAACUGUAAUCCUGACAAAUCAUCAUCGCUUUGGUUUGUCUAUGACAAAGUUAGCAUACAUGUACGUGGGUUGGAGUCGUUAGGCGUGUCAUCAAAGGAAUACGGUAGUUUGUUCAUACCGAUUGUAAUGACCAAACUUCCCAAUGAUUUACGAAUGAAGAUAGCCAGGGAGACAUCAGGGGAUGUUUGGAAAAUUGAUGACAUUUUAGAAAUUUUGCGAAAGGAAAUCGAAGCCAGAGAGGCUAGUGAUUCAAAUCAAUUCAAAAUUCGCUGUGUUUAUUGCAAUGCCCCUCAUUACUCGGCUUCGUGUCCCACUGUAACAGAUCUGACCAAACGAAGGGAAAUAUUAGUUAAUACCAAACGCUGUUUCAAAUGUUUAAGGCAGGGGCAUGAAGUAAGAGACUGUCGAAAUCCAAAACUCUGUCGUAACUGUGGACCACUGUGGGGGCCGUCACCAUCAGUCCAUAUGUAGUAAGGGUUUCCUACCGCAAAACCUUCCAGAGAAGAAUGAGCAAAAUAAGAAUGAGCAGAAUAAGGUUGAGCAGAAAAAGGAUAAGGGUGCAGGUAACAUGGGGAGCAAGGAUUCUACACUGAAUGUGGGUAAUCUAGUAACUAGCAAAAGGCAUGUUUUACUUCAAACUGCACUGCAGUGGCAACUAAUGAAGAUGGUUCAAAUAUCUGUCCAGUACGUUUUCUCUUCGAUAGUAGUAGCCAGCGGUCAUACCUCACUGAUGAUUUAAAGUGAAAAUUGAAUCUGAAUCCAACCAAAACUGAGAUAUACUAAUCGUCGGAAACGAAACAUAGUUGAAUUGGGAUGACAUUCAUUGGGAUCAUCAAACCAUAAGAAACGAAGUGCUCUAUCGACUUCUAUUGUAUCUAAAUAGAUUGGGCGAUUCCGAACACGAAAUAAAAUCCUGCCAGUUGUUUAAUCUGAACUUACGUGAUCGUGAUAAUGAGAUAACCCUGAUUUGUGCCCUCAAUUUCCCUGUUAUUUGUUCGCCCUUACCAUCUACGGUGGACAUUUUUGAUUAUCAGCACAUUCGUGGUCUAGAUUUAGCCGAUUGUAGUGAGAUCCAAGAAGAACAUCAUGGUAACACUGUUGAUGUCCUGAUAGGGUCUGAUCACUAUUGGAAUUUUAUAUAUAGUGAAACUAUCGGUGGUGAUUCAGGGCCUGUCGCAGUGAGCAGUAAAUAUGGUUGGGUUUUAUCUCGGCAGUAUGAGUUAACCAAUGCAAAGGGUGUGAGACAAGAAGAGUCAUAG
Messenger RNA from Paramuricea clavata, 1932 nucleotides. Lineage: Eukaryota; Metazoa; Cnidaria; Anthozoa; Malacalcyonacea; Plexauridae. The record is from the annotation of a GenBank genome assembly.